Paramuricea clavata is the source of this 5657-nucleotide messenger RNA. NCBI's taxonomy places the organism in Eukaryota, Metazoa, Cnidaria, Anthozoa, Malacalcyonacea, Plexauridae. The record is from the annotation of a GenBank genome assembly.
GUUCUAACAUGAAGUACUCAAAAGCCGUAAACAAUGGAUUUUUAAUCACAAAAUAUUUCAACAUUGAUUUAAUAGAAGUGCGAUCAUGUAUCUAAUGCAGAGGUUUUGAAAACAGUUCAGUUCAUGAAAUGGAUAUCAGUCAAAAUGUAAAUGGCAAUCCUCUUCGUAAAUUUUGGAUAAAAUUUCAACGAUUUUCGCGAGGUCCUGGGAAAAGGAAAUUUUAUAUUGGGCUGUGUAUUGCUGUGUACGUUAUUGUCAGUUUGUUAGGUAUGUUUUAAUAGCUAGUAUUUUUGUAAAUGUUCUUUUUAUAAUCAGAAUCAGUGAUUAUCCAACUGAAUCUGCCAGGGAGGUGGUGAUUGGGUGCUGGUCAAAAAUAGCAAAGGCAUUAAUAAUGAGCAUAAUGCAAAUUGCAUCUGAUAGAGAAAUUGCCCCCCCCCCCUUGCACUGCACUUGGCCAAGACUAGAGUCACCUCUCCCCCUUCUUCCUAUAUCAAUCCAUCUCUGGAAGCAUGAUAUUAAUAAUUAAUAUUUACCUGCACCUUGCCACACUUGACAUUUUGAAUGCUGGGUGGGUUUAGAUUAUAAACCCCCAAUUUGACUUCACAUUUUAUUCUAAUUAUUGUUCUAAUCAUUGAUCAUGAAUUGCAAUGAUAUUAAACAUUAAUGCCAUUGUCAUCGUACUUUAAAUUUUGACUGUUUCUAAAAACCUGUCACAGAACAGGUUAUUAUAACUAUAGAUCAGUACACAACAGGUUUUAAUAGUUAUUUAAAUAGAUGAACAUAUUUGUUUGUGUUAAGAGUAUACUGUAACACAACAAUAAAUGAGCCUAAUAUAAUAUCAAUUUCUUAUUGUCGUGAUAAUUUAUUAGUAACUAUGUUAAUGCCAUUAUUUUGGUCUAUUUGUUUUCUACAAUUUCCAGUUUGGAAGUAUCACUCAGAGAGAAGCCAUAAUCUCAAGCUAUCGAUAUUAAAGAAAAAGCUUUUACAUUACUGCAAUCCUGCAGGGCCACCACUUGGAAACGAACACAAUGAGCCAAUGGAAUAUGCGCAGUUUAAACUAAAGCAAGUCCAAGUUGUUGCUCGACAUGGUGACAGGGCAUCUGUUGUCAAAAACUUUGCAAACAUGAUGCAUUUUAAUUGUGAUAUAACAUCUCAGAAUUUUCAACAUGCCCGAAAACUUGAAACGUUGAAGAAAAUGGCAAGGUUUUUAAAAACAGUUCAUGUGAAAGGACGAGAUGAACUUCUUACAGAUUUUAUGUUGACUGGGAGGAAAAUAUGUAGGCCAGGUAGGUUAUAAAUAGGUUUACAUUCUUUAAUUUCCAUUACAGUAAUUUGUAGAUGAAUUGCAAGCCCAACUGGUGAGCUAGGUGCAUGCUUUAACUGUCUUAAUAGUGUGAGCAACUAUGCAUACCGUUACUAUAAGAGUAAAAUUAGUGUGCAUUCCUCAGAACAAAUCAAAUAUUAAGUUAUUAUUGAUUUUUCUAAUAGUUUGUUGAAUGCUGUAUUAUAAUAUGCACAUAGAAGGAUCAUCAGUCAGAAUGCAUAUUUUUUGUUAUACUGAAGAUAUACUGGAAAUAUGAACUAAGUAUAGCUAUGAUUAUUAACCCAUUAAGCACCAGUGCUCUUCCCUUGACAAGUAAAUUCACCUGGCAUUAGACAGAGUAACAGGGGCGAUGGAAGCCCCCCUGUUAAAAAGUGAUUUUUUAGUGGGGCAGGGGCCUAAAUGUCUUUUAAUUGAUAUUAUUUCAGUUAUGCAUGUACACAAGACAAUUUAAGGUAUUUUAUAACAUUUUGUUACCUUUAGAACUGUAUAAAUCUCCUUGUAAAACGUUUGCAGGAAAUGGCAUUCGAGAGACUGUAGUUUCCCGGAUUGCCUACAAUGUCACCCGCUUUCGGCAGGCACUAAGUGUCCUAAGUGCACGCCUUCCCCCACUUUUAGAGCUUCUCUGACACCCCUGCAGAGUAAAAUAAUAAAGUAGGGUGCAAUGCAACUAGGGUGCAAAUAGACUUAAUAGCAUGCAAAACACUUACCAACAUGACAUAACUUUUAACCCAGGGUUAGAAUAACCUGCUCUUGGUAAAUUUUUUUCUGAGCCCAAUAGUAUUAAAACGAAAAAUUGUUAAUACUCACUAUAAUUUUCCAGGUCAGCUGACAGGAAGAGGCUACCUUCAACACAUUUAUCUUGGAGAGUACAUGUUAGAUAUGUAUGGUAAAAGAUUGGAUCUAAAUAUUGCUAGUGUUGAAGAAGAUGAAAUUGAGGUGUUUGCCACACCUAUAACACGUACUCAGCAGAGUGCAGCGGCAUUCAUAGCUGGUAUGCUUAAUAAGAUACUUAAGAAAAUUCCAGGUGCGUAUUUCUGUUUAAUGUAACCAUCAAACCAAUAAGCUAAUAUGUCAGUGAGUAAGAUUUUUUGCAUGGCAUGCCUUGUGAGAUGUCAGUUCCAACAUUCUCAGCUAUCAGUUACAGUAAAAUGUUUUGUCCGUUUCCAAUCAGAAAUAAGUGUGAAGUAUGAUACUACGUGUUCAUUAUUGAUGAUUUAAUGAUUUAAUGAUUUAAUAAUGUUCGACAACUACUAAAUUUAAAUUUUAACAAUGUAGUGCCAGGAUACUCGCCACAGUGUCCCCAAUUACGGCGAGUCCUUAUGCUUGUGAUGUUACUCUGAGUGUAUAUUCACACCGGGCAAGCUUGAAAAAUAUGCCUGGCCACGGUGGGAAUUGAACCUACGACCUUUGGAAUACUAGCUCACAAAGCAUCAUAUUCACCCGAGUACAUUACACCAAUACAGAGAAAUAUCACGAGUUGAUUAUUAUUAGAACAAUAUACAGGAUAAAAACCUCAUCAGUAUGUCAGUACUAUCCUUAAGAGUUCUGUGGUCUUAAAAGAAUAUACAUACUAAGACUAAGUUGAAAUUAUGGACAACGAAAACAACAACAACAACACCAGCAACAACGACGAAAGCAACAACACCAUGCAGCAACAACGAAAACAACAAAAGUUCAACGUAGAGCCUCGCGCCUUGCAUGACAGCAAAAACGGGGAGAAAUGCCCUAUGAAGAGCGUUGUUGUCUACUAAAAUGGCUAACACUUGAGAAAAGUAGAGAAUAUUUGUCACUUGUGGAAUGCUUCAAGUCGAUUCAUGGCUUAAAUGGUUUAGUGUUUGAAAAUUUUUUUGAAUAUCCAAAAGACAACCGAACUAGAGCAAACCAUAAGUACAAGUUGUACCUUAAAGCUGCAAAAAUAAACUGCUAUAAAUACUCUUUUUUGUUAGAGUAGUAAGUAAAUGGAACAAUCUUCCAUCUGAGAUUGUGGAAUCAAAUAGUCUGCAACAGUUUACGAACAGACUUAGAAAAUUAAUGGAUAUGUAGGUCAAGAUAAUUUUAUAAUUUAUUCGUUGUUCUUUGUAGAUGCAAUGUAAAGUUUAGGGAAUUGUCAUAGUAUAUAGGGUUAACCUCACGAUUUCCUGUUCAAGAUUUUUGUAAUGUUAUCUUGAAUAAAUUAUGUAUGUAUGUUUUACUAUAUUUCAGACAGCAAUUUGGAGACAUCUCUGGAAGUAAAGAUACGUGUAUCACCAGAUCAACUAGGAUACUUCAGAGAAGAUGAGAACAAUGAUAUUCCAUCUUGUUCAGAACUGGAGCAAAUUCUUAAGGAGCAAAGAGAUUCUAGUGAGUUUCAAAAUGGAAUGGCUGCCUUUGAACCUCUGAUGCAAAAGGUUUCUAAAAUAUUUAAUAUUUCAAUGGAGAAGCUUCCUACACUAACACAGUAAGUCUAGUACUUUAUUUUCUACAGAUGCACGAAGAGAAGCUAGAAACACGGGAAUAUAUGGACAGUUUUCCCCAUUGCCAUUCACUUAUGUGGAAUAUAAUGCAUUCCUCGAAGUCUCAAAGGGAACCCCUUUUUUUUCUUGGGACCCAAAAAUGAAUGAGGCUUCGGUGGUGCAGUCCUCUUAUUAUUCUUAUAGCAACCGCCUUUCACUUCUGAGAGUGUGGAUUUGACUCGACGAAGACUUCCUAUAGAUUCCCUGCUCUCUGAAAGACUCAUGAUAAGAAGAUUCCCUGCUCUCUGAAAAAUCAUGAUAAGAGUCUCUCAAAGACGGGGCCUAUCAGAGAAAUUCGGGGGCCCGGGGCGAAAAAAGGGUCAAAAAAAUUUUUCCGGACUAACGUUAAGGGUCAAAAAAAUUUUUCCCGACUGACAUCAGUUAAGGUUCAAAAAAUUUUUUCCGGACAAAUUCUUGUUAAAUUACAGGGGUACAUUUAGUAAAACCCUUUUUUUGUACCAAUGACAAAUCUGCAAAAUUUAGGUUCAGAAAAUUUUUUCUCAACCAUUAUUUAUUUCAAAAAGCGUUCCAAAUUAUUUUUUUUUUUCCAAAUUUGGGGGCCCCCCUUACACUGGGGGGGAGCCGGGGCAAAUUGCCCCCUUUGUGCCCCCCCCCCCCUUCUGAUAGGCCCUGCUCAAAGACUGUUGACAUGAUAGGUUGGGAUACAUAUAACUAAUACAAGUAGAUUAACAACGAACACACCAGUGCCCAGCUGCAGUUAAAUAUAUCUUGUGAAUAAUUAAGCUAUACCACCCAGGCUGAAUGAAUUAUCUUAAAAAAACUUAUGAAGAAUUCAGUGCGAUUGAUUUCACAGUGGCGACUGUUAAUUCCUUUUUAUCUUCCGGAAGCUUCCUUUCUAAAAUUCUUUAAGCCGUUUAAAUAUUAGGAAUCGUAUUUAUUAGGACUCAUAAGCCCCUAUAAAUACUAGCGCUGGUAUUUGGAGCAAAGCUAGCAUGUCAUCGGAAGAUUAUUUCUUGAUAGGUUUUGGGUUCGAUUCGUUCGACCUGGAGUGCUAAUUCAAUUAACCGAUUCUCAGAGUUGGGUAUCAAAUGUCACAAAAUCAUAUUUUGAUAUUUGUUGUUAUUAUAUUUUUAAUUUUGAUCGUGUAAUUAGUCACUCAGACUGCCCUUUCUGUCUUUGCUCCACACUGCGUUUCGCAGAAAAAAAACACCCAUAAAAAUGAUAUGAAGAGUUUCCGUGUCAUGUGCACUUAAACGUUUCACGUUUCUGGUUGUAGUUUGGUUGACGUGGUUGCCACUCAUUACUGUCAUCAUCAUCCACCUCCCUGCGGCCCGGAGGAAUGUAUCGACGAUGUUAUUAAACUGGAACUCCUCAAGGCCACAGACUGGGUAAUAGCUACUAAAUACACAGCAACUGCCACCCUCGCAACGCACCCCCUCCUCUCAAAGAUUGCACAAAGAAUGCUCGCCCACAUCUCUGGCAAAGGACCAACGAAAUUUGUUCUUUUCGCCACUCACGAUUCCACCGUCGCACCGCUGUUAAUCGAAAUGGGCAUUUUUCAAAACCAUUGGCCAGCUUAUGCUUCGAGAAUCGUUUUCGAGCUAUGGGAAGCAGGAGGCUUACUUGGAAGUAAGCUUACGGGCGACGAUAUAGAUAGGCAUUUUAUUAGAGUUUUAUAUGACGGACGUGAUUUUACCAGAAAACUAAAGUUCUGUAAAGAGAAGUUGAAAUUUGGAAAGUUGUGUCCACUAAAAGCUUUCGUUAAGGCUCUGGAGGGCGCCUCGGAUAGCAUGGAUGUUGAAUAUAGUAGGUUAUGCGCAAGGACUAGUGUAGGAAAUUAAAAAUUCCUUUUUUUUAUAUAGUUUUAUUCUUGCUGAUCG